Ostertagia ostertagi is the source of this 525-nucleotide messenger RNA. Lineage: Eukaryota; Metazoa; Nematoda; Chromadorea; Rhabditida; Trichostrongylidae. The record is from the annotation of a GenBank genome assembly.
AUGUUUCCACUACGUCUACGAGUUCAAGCCGAUCGUCAGCUACGACCAAGGCCGUCAGAUUCGCUUUUGGAAGCAUUAUCCCUUGUACUUCUUUCUAUCCCUUCUUCUCGUCGCCGUAAACUUCACUACUUGAUACGGUUCAUGAACAAACUCUCAGCUAAUCACUGCCUACAACUUGACGAAUUGCACUCUAAUCGGGAGGCGGUGCUGAGAGGUCUGUCUAGGUGUAUAGUAUCUCUUCGUGGAUCUCCUACAAUAACUGCUCCGCAACGUGCUCACCUUGUCUCGAUUCUCCUAGACCAUGAGAAAAAGGUUUUCGGUGUUCCAAAAGGUCUGGUUUCAGAAGUCGAGGAAGCUAUUCGAGAACGUCAACGUGAAAAGGUCAUGCCAACAGAACAGUACAUGGUGAGGAAACCCGUUCCAGGAGCAAGCAGCGUGCAAUUCUUCGACCCUAUCAAGGUGAGCUACAUAUCAUUGUUCUACACUCAUAUAAUAUUGUUGGUAGGAGCGGCAAUUUUUGUAUAA